Seriola dumerili (greater amberjack) is the source of this 2541-nucleotide messenger RNA. RefSeq lists its product as uncharacterized. NCBI's taxonomy places the organism in Eukaryota, Metazoa, Chordata, Actinopteri, Carangiformes, Carangidae. The transcript is spliced from 7 exons. The coding region runs from base 190 to 1902 and encodes 570 amino acids. Gene Ontology annotation, molecular function: protein binding. The record is from RefSeq and is a predicted model, not a curated record.
UCCCCUGAUGAACAGACACCACAGUAUCAGCAAGAGGACCGCUGCUUCCGCUCUGUCUAAAUUUAUCAAUUUGAACCGUUACACAGAGUUGUGCAGAGGAGAAAAGAUGUUUCUACUUUCUAAUUUGCCUCAGUGAUGACCGGCUUGAGAGAUUUUAUUGGUGACCGCAGUGUGGAUCAUUACUGAGUGAUGAUAUUUCUCCAGAUACCUGAAAUGGAUAUGAGCAACAAGACACCAAUUCUUCUCCUCCUAAUUAUCUGCUUAAACUCUGCAUCAGGACAGGAUGUCCGUCGGCCUGAAGACCUGGCGGUGAAUGUUUCAGAUGGUGAUGUGAUAGUACAUUGGAAACACCCUGCGGGAGCCCCCUCAAACUCCAAGUACAAUGUACAAAUGGGAAAGUACAAUGGUGAGUGGGAUAAGGUAAAAAGCUGCACUGGGAUCACAAACCACUACUGUGACCUUAGCAGCUUUAUACUUGACUAUUACAUUCACUACAAGGUCAGAGUCCAGCUGGUCACAGGACAUUACAAGUCUGAAUGGAUAAGCAAGAGAAUUCGCCCAAAUGAAAGUAAGUUGCAGCCUCCCUCGUUCAGUUUGUUGGCCACUUCCAGCACUCUAUCUGUUUCUGUUCACAAGAAACCCAUUCUGAGGAAGCUCUUUCCAUUUGGGCUUACCUACACCAUCUACCUGGAGGAGAGAGGGCAAGAUAAUAAGACUACUACAGCAUACCUGACAGAUGAUGUGGGGUUGGAUCAGACGACUAAGACUUUCAGUUCUCUCCACUGGGGGAGAGAGUACUGUGUCAGCAUGGUGGUAGCGGGUAAUGCAGCUCUCUCCAUCAGUGCUCUGUCUCCUACACAGUGUCUGCAGCUACCGGAGCAAGAAUGGUACAUAAUCGCCAUAUCGUCCUUAUCUAUUCUGGGUGUGCUGAUGAUCAUUGCUAUCAGUGCAGCCAUCCUCCUGUGUUACCUGAAACGACCAGAGAAAAUACCUGCUGUAUUGAAAUCCCCUUCAAGCUACUGGCUUCCACUCAGUGUUGGAGAAGGAACUAUUGAGGUUGUCACAGACAGAGGAUGGUUCCUGUCCAGUUACAGAACAGAAAUGAAAAACUGUGUCAAAGACCCUGUGACCCACGUGACAGUAAUAGAAGACAAUGAAGAGGAAGAGAGGAGGACAAGCAUGGACAGUGGGGUCAGCAUGGUGUCCAGCUCUGCUAUAAAAAAUGAAGGUAGUCCUGUAAUGAAACAAGAUGACAGUGGCUGUGGGAGCUUGGGAGGACCAGAGAGCUCCACCAGCAGUCAGACAGAUUACCCCAUGCCAGAUGAGAGGACUGAUACUGACACAGUAGGGAAAAGAAAGGAUAGUGGUUUGGGGCUGGGCUGCCAGCUCCAUUCUUCUUCCAUGAAUCUGGAUGGACAGGACAACAGGCUUCUAAAGGAGACUGUUCUUGGGGGCAAUUAUCGCACCCAAAGCCCCUCUGCUGUGCAGAUUCAUGUCUGCAAUGAUGAGGAGGGGUUAAAUCAGAUACUUCCAGAUACAGAUUUGGCCGAAGUGGUCACAGGUUACAAGGCUGGAACUCAGUCAUGUAUCUGUUCAGGGGCAGGUCAGUGCACUUGGUGCCAUAAACAAGGUCAUUAUGGAUCUGAAGUUAUCAAACAAUAUAGAGCUAUGUGUAUAGAAAAUGGAUCACUGAGCAGCAAAUGUGAUUUUGUGGACUCUUACAAAGCCAGUUAUUCUAAAAAAUCACAAAUGAACUCUGUCAUGAUGGAUGAUUUUAAAAACACUUUUUCAAAACUAGGGGAGACUUUCCCUCUGCUAACAACUCUGGUGGAGGGAGAACAUGACUUCAACAUGAACAAUGUGUCUCUCUCACUAUGUGACGUACAGCUUACAAAUGACUGACACACUAUGCAGCGUAACAACGCUAUUUAUAAAAUCAAGCUGACGUAACCUGUCUGAGCGGUGUGCUGAAAAGAAUACACUUCCCUUUUUCCCUUUUUCCCACAUGACACACUUUUUGAAUGAUGAAAUAGAAGCAUUAAUUUGUAUUUGGGGAGUAUGUUGGUGUAUUUUGGGGAAAAAGGGGAGAAGUGUAGGGAGGAAACAGAGCACUCAGCGCCUUGUUGCUGAACGUAGGAAGGAAAGAGAGGUUUAACCACACAGCUGAGGGCUGGUGGCUGUUGGUGUGUCUCAGGACUUCACACAGUUAGACAUUUUAAUGUCAAAAGCCUUAUUCAUUGCUGUCUCACUUGGUAUAUUAACAACCGACUAAAAUGCAGUAUGCAGGAAGUGAAACUUAGCAUGGGAGUGAUGCAGAGAAACCGUUCGACAGUUACAUGGUUUUGGGCAUUUUGCUAUUACACCUCAGUCAACACUUGUUAAGUGCAAACAUUUAACAACAACUAUUAGUAAGGAUGUUCUGUCACAGUCCGUUUUUAACAUUCUCUGACUCAGAAAGUGACUCUCAUAUGUCUUAUACUGUAGGUGUGUCUUUAAGCUACUUCUGUUUAAACUAUUUAUUAAAUGUUAUGAAAAAACAUG